Molecule: messenger RNA, 8197 nt
Organism: Vespa crabro (European hornet)
Lineage: Eukaryota; Metazoa; Arthropoda; Insecta; Hymenoptera; Vespidae
Gene: Snrk
Product: SNF-related serine/threonine-protein kinase
Exons: 8
Coding region: 1256-4606 (1116 amino acids)
Biological process (GO): protein phosphorylation; microtubule cytoskeleton organization; intracellular signal transduction
Cellular component (GO): cytoplasm
Molecular function (GO): ATP binding; tau-protein kinase activity; protein serine/threonine kinase activity
Source: RefSeq, a predicted model, not a curated record
GCUUCUUUCUUAUUUCGUCGUUCUAGGAGGAAGCUCUAAGUUAACUUUUCAACGCGUAAAUAGUUCGCGGCGAGGCGAGCUCGCUGCGCGAGUCUGUUUCGCGUCUGAAGACUUUUGAUUGCGCAUUUCCCUCGAAUUUCCAACAGAUAUCGUACUCUCGGACGAACUAUCUCCGAUACAAAACGACAGUCGUCUCUAUCGUUCUCGCGAAUCUUUUGGCACGACGAAUAAGCUCUGCCAGGCGAAUAGAAAUCUCAAUAAAUAUCUCCAUCGUCGAAGUGUGUUUUGUGUGCGUGCGUUUCAAUUUUUCGCGUGUAUGCGUGCAUAUUUGUCUCUCUCGCGUGCACGAGACCGGAAGAGUCGGCCCAGAAUCGGCCGAAAGAGAGAGACGGAACAACGCGCGUGUAUGUGUGUUCGGCGGCGGAGAGCGUGUCUCGUCUCCUGGUAUAUGCGCGCGCGCGCGCGCGCGUUUCUGCUUGCUACGAUUGGAAGUAAAAGAGAAAGAGAGGGAUAGGCGAUGCGAGAAGGAGCGCUGACAAAGUUGGAGGAGAGAAAAAGAAAGAUAUAGAAAACGUUAAAAAGGUAGCUGGGUUGUAGCACGCGCGCGCGCACGACGGAGAGAGAAGUGUGUCGCGACGUCCUAAGGAGUAGAAGAGCUUUCUUUUUCCUCCUUUGUAAGAGGAUCGAAGUAAAGAAGACGAAGACGAAGGAGGAAAGAGAUAGAGAGAAAGCACGACUGGGUGGGGGUGUCGAAGCCGUAGAGGCGUGUGAGAGGGAGAGAGAGAGAGAGAGAGAGAGAAUACCGAGCGGAAGAGUAGUGGAAGGAUGCAAACGGUGCUGUGUAAACACGCGUCCUGGGUUGCGUCUGGGUUGCAGUUGGACGUACGAGAAUCGUGAGUUCGAUCCGUUUCUCUCUUAGGUUGUGCCGAGGCACACACCACGGAAGAAGGGAAAACGGUGAAAAGGAAAAGCGAAAAGUAACGGUGAAACGGGAUAAUAAAGGAGGAAGAAGAAAGAGGAGGAGGAGGAAGAGGGAGUGGGAGAGGGAGAAGUCGGCCGAGCAACGGCGUCAGGUGACGCGCAUUGCUCCAUACAGCGAGUAAGCGCGCCUAUAUAUGAAUUCGUUUUAACAAAUGACGGUGUAUCGUGGCGAACGACUUUGCUGUUGUUGUUGUUGCUGCUGCUGCUGCUGUCGCUGGCUGGAUCAUUGGUCGUCGUCUACUUAGCUGAGAUCGUAAAAGCCUGUACCGGCGAGAUGCAUCGUAGGGUGGGAUACAGCAACUACGAUGGCAAGAUCGCGGGCCUUUACGACCUGGAAGAGACUCUUGGUCGUGGACACUUUGCUGUGGUUAAGCUCGCUCGACAUGUCUUUACCGGGGAGAAGGUUGCAGUGAAGGUCAUAGACAAGAGCAAACUCGACGAGAUAUCUAGGGCGCAUCUUUUCCAAGAGGUGCGAUGCAUGAAACUGGUGCAACACCCGAACGUGGUGAGACUGUACGAGGUGAUAGAUACGCAGACGAAGCUGUACCUGAUCUUGGAGCUGGGCGAUGGCGGUGACCUUUACGACUACAUCAUGCGCCACGACAGCGGACUCAGCGAAGAGGUGGCCAGGACGUAUUUUCGACAGAUAGUCCGUGCUAUAUCCUAUUGUCAUCGGUUGCACGUCGUUCACAGGGAUCUCAAGCCGGAGAACGUUGUCUUCUUUGAGAAACUUGGUACUGUCAAACUCACAGACUUUGGUUUUAGCAAUAGAUUUUGUCCUGGUCAAAAGCUCGAAACUUCCUGCGGUUCUUUGGCUUACUCGGCACCCGAAAUACUUCUCGGCGACAGCUACGAUGCUCCUGCAGUUGAUGUCUGGUCGCUCGGAGUGAUACUUUACAUGCUGGUCUGUGGACAAGCACCGUUUCAAGAGGCAAACGACAGUGAGACAUUGACCAUGAUCAUGGAUUGCAAGUAUUCCAUUCCAGCACACGUCUCCGAAGAUUGUAAACGUUUGAUCGCUAGAAUGUUAGUUAGAGAGCCCGAAGGAAGAGCCUCUCUCGAAGAGAUAGCCUCUGAUACUUGGUUAGCUAUAGGAUUGGACACGGAUUCCGUGGAAGCGUUACCUCUAGUUUCUCGUCAACAAGUAUCCGACGAUCAUCAUAAUCUUAUUAUUACUAAAAUGGUUAACGGUAACAUUGCCACCAAGGAAGAAAUAUUAGAAGCAUUAGACAAGAACGAGUAUAAUCACAUAACGGCGACGUAUUUCCUGCUGGCCGAGAGAAAAUUGCGAGCUCAUAGACAGGAACAGGUGCAGAAGGCGCGCCCCGAGAUACUUGAUGUUUCUCCCAGCAGACAAGAGGAGGCAACGACGAAUCUUCACGCUAAUCAAAAUUUACUUGGUACGGUGAAUCAAUCGUUGCUGAGUGUUCCACGCACGCCUGGUGACGUACCUCAGAACGUACGUACGAGAAAGUGCAGCAUCGUGCAAGAGGAGGAAGACGAGGACGACGUUUCCUCGUGUUCCGGAAGAGAAGAACGUGGUAGCAACUCGACCUUGAACUCGUUCAAUCGUCGUGGCUCUCGUUCGGAGGGGAAGCUCUCUCAUAUCCUGCAGGAAAGGCUGGGACAACUCCCAGAGAAACAUCCUGGGCACAAAGUAGUAGCGACAGCCAGGCUCACGACUCAACAAGAUUCCUCGAGCAAUGCCGCUGUGCCUGAUCGAGAAGAAUCAAAGUUAAAGUCGUUUACGAAGGACGCCAAAUUUACCGACGCAUCCUCGAAUCGUCGUUCGAACGUAACCGUCGUUGUACAGCAGGACGACAAUGUGGUAUUCGAAAAAGUAAUACCUGGUGCGACGAAAGUAUCCUCGAUCUUCGAUGAAAGUUUAAAAUCUAAAUUUAGUACCUCGAUCGUUCAGUCGCCAGGUUGGUCGAAAAAGCCAGGGAGCGUCGAGAGUAGACCGAAAUCCGUAACAGAAUGUACGAGACCUUUAGGGCCCGUUCCAGCGAAUAAAUGGAGAAUGGGUGCACAGCAUAGAUCGACGGGACAUAAUUUGGAAGCGUCCGCGAUGUCGCCAGCUGUCUCUAGACCGUCUGAUUUAAUUUCCACGACGACGACAACGAUUCUAACGGAAUCGUCGACGGUCUCGAUUCCUCUUCGUUCGAGCACGCACGACGAUCAUCAAUCCUCAAUGCCAAAAUAUAAGACCAUGCCGUCGCCUGGUAGUACAGGCUCUAUGUCACCGCCGCAAUUAACGUUGAACGAGAUACUUGAGGACGGAGACGCGAUGCAGGCUACGGUGGGUUCGAGCGAGUGCACCAACAACAACGCUUCUGCGGCCAAGUGUAGGGUAGUAAGACGGACGGGAUACGAGCAGAGAAGGAGCAAGUUCCAUAAAACUAGAACGGCUUCGUGUUCGAGCUCGGACGCGAGCGACGACGACAGCGAGAGUAGAAAGAAGAGAGCGCAUAAGCUCGGCGCGACGACGGAGAAGCCACUGCCACCUAGGCGAGAUAGUCACGACGAUUCUAGCGAUUCUCAGGAUCCUGGAGGGAGCGGAGGUGGGGGCGGAGGAGGAGGAGGUAGCGGUAUUGGAAAUGGAGAACAUACUACGAGCGAAGCGCCAUCGAGUACAACCGAUACUAAUCGUAACGAUGGUGGUGGCACUACGAACACGACAACGAGCAAUACGACGGCCGGUGGAAGGCACAGAUCAACGGAAAAUCAAGUGGCCUUCGGGAGAAGACAUCGGGCAGGUAGAAGAAGAGCAGGCGAGACACGUUUGAGAGAAAGCCAGUCGUUGAAUCGAAUAACGGAGGUGCAAGAAGCCGAGGGCCCAUCGGCGGCCUGUCACAAUCAUUCUCACGUAUCUCGCAACUCGACGAUUUUAAACGUCCAAAACGUCUCCACCUCGUCCUCCUCGAUAUCCCAAAGUAGCACCGGAUCUCACGGUAUUAAUCAACCGCUAUCGCACGCUGCUACGACCGUACAAAAAGCUAAGGGCUUUGGCGCUAGACUUUUGCAGGGUUGGUCCCUCGGUAAAUCUAGUUUGUCGCAAGCUGUGAGUAGGCAGCAAGCGGAUAGCAAUUCCACUGCUAGAGAAAUCAACAAAAUGGAUCAACGAACAAAGUGUCAGACUGUCGAAAGUUGUAACGACGAUAGAAGAAAGGAUCUAAAUGGUGGUUUGAUCAAUAAUCAAACAGCUCCGAACGAAAAGGAAAAUCGUGGGGCCUCGGUAAACAGGAACGACUGCAAAAGUAGAAAAAUUCGUUUGCUCAGCCGUUACUUUGCGGUUCACAAGAAGCUCUGCGUACCUUUACCGGGUCUCUUCGGGAAGGGUCGACUCUACAAGGCUCGUUCUUGCGGUAACAUCGCACGCGAUCGUGUCAGUCCGCCCUCACCAAAGUCGGUGCUACUAUGUGCCGCCUCGGACGACAAAUGGCGAGAACGUCAUCAGUGGUGCGACACGAAGCAUCAGCAUCGUGGCAGCGACGGUGAUAUCAAUCAGAAUCUUGGUCUUGCUCAUCUCGUGCAGGAAAGAGUAGUUGGUAAAGGCUGUACCGGUAUGCCAGCCGUAUGUCAUAUUCAUUUGGGCGACGCCUCCAAAUGUUGCAGUCUUUGUUGAUGAACGCUCGAUCGAGACGAGCUAGAAAUUCCCAGUGUGAUUUUUUUUUAUUCUUCCUGACGGUAGGAUUUUAAUCUCAGGAGGAACCAGUUUGUUCGUUCUAUCGCCGCACCCCAUCCACCCAAACAUCCACCCAAACAUACACACAAAUGUGCGCGCGCGAAUCGCGAGUCCUUUUUCUACAAGGACCCUUCGUCGUUGCUGAUGAAUGAUUACGUUGCUUCGACAUUUUUAAACACACUUUGUUCGAACGUUCCAGAAAUUUCUCAAAUGACGAAGAACGUAAGAUAUAUACGCAAACACACAUACACGCACGCACACACAUACACACACACACAAGCAUGUAUAUCUAUAUUUUUCCUCCCUCGUGGUGGUGACCCACGUAAAAUAAUGGCGGUUACGUUUACGAACCGCCAAACGUCUAUAUCCAAUCGUUCCUGAAUUAUCUUGAUACGCGAAUAUAGCUGAACGUUGCUGUUAGCGUUGAGAAGAGAAGGAUAUGAAAAAGAACAAAGAAAAAGAAAAGAAAUAAUGAUUAUCGAGCGUUUAUCGCGCUCGAUCCCUUCGUGGGAAGUGUAUCUAGUCCGUGUGAACAAGCCUGUAUUAAAUAUUGCAGAGUUUAUUAUUAUUAUUUUUAUUAUAUAUUAAAUAUUAUAUUAUAUUAUUAUAAUAAUAAUAAUUAUUAUUAUUUGAUAUAGAUGAACAACGUGGAUAUUAACUCGUAUCGAGACGGCACGGUGUUCGAGAAUAAAUGAAAACAAAUAUUAAAGAAGAAGAAAAAGAAAUAUUCGUAUAGCUUCGGUACGUUUUGAGUCUCGGCAAUUCUCGAGGGUCUUCCUUCGUCUUUUCAUUUUACACGUCUCACGUCCAUUUUCCUAUACCGUUAUACGCCUUCCUUCUCUAUUACAUUCUCUCUCUUCUCCUUCUGUCGAGCUCGAAUCGCAAUUUAAAUUUUCCCUUCCUCCUUUUUAUCUUUUCCUCUGUUAUUUCGAGAGAAGAGAACCGAAUCGGAAAGAUAAUGUUUUCUUAACCAAAGCAGGACCUUGAAUUAUAAAGCUGUCGUAUUCAAGGGCAGGAGGGAGGGGGGAGGGGUAAACAAAAAAAGAAAAACAUAAAAAUUAUAGAAAAGUACGUGCGUUACAAUUAUUUCAUUGGUGAUGGCUAUAACGACGCGCUCAAAAUUGAUUCUAUGUUUGUUUUAAUUUAAAAAAAAAAAGAAAUACAAAUAAUAAAAAUUCAUAAUUGUAGAUAUGCUUGCCGGCCAAGCACAUUAGCGCAAUAGUGUCUAGAUUUUCUUUUUUUGUUUCCUUUUUCAUUGAUCUUUCUUUCUAAACGACAUUCGUAGCCGUCGUUAUCGUUAUCGCGUUUUCGUGCUACGAUCGGUUAAAAAUUCCCAACGACGUGUUACGAUUCGAUCGGCCACAGCCACAUAGAAAACAAUGCAUAGAUGAUUAAGCUGCGUUCACACCUAAAAUGUUAUAUUAGAUGUAUCCCCGGCCCCCCUCUUGUGUCCUCUAGGCGCAAUCGUAAAUGUAUUUGUUUAGAAAGAAAGAGAGAGCAUGCGCGGUGCUUCGAGUACGUAAUUUGUACAUACAUAUAUAUAUGUAUAUAUAUAUAUAUGUAUAUAUAUAUGUCGAAGGCGAGGCCGAUUUAAAAUUUUUUUAUUAAUUGACAUUAAUUUUUGCAAGGUGUCACCCGAUACACACACACACACACACACACACACACACACACACAGAGAGAACACACAGACACACCCAUCGAGAGACGAGCUUGAAAAAAUUGUAUAACCAUUCGCUUGAAUUAUCGAAUGCUGGCCAUUCGAUUCAAAGGAUCGAAAUACAGACUCUUUGCUUAUUCCAAGGGAUAAUAUUAUAUAGUAUAUAUGCAUAUAUAUGCGCAUAAUCAAUUUUACAAUCCUUCUAAACAUAAUCACACAUACACACGAACAUUUAUUACGUACAAGGAAUAAUUGUUUUCCUUUUUAUAUAUUUAUCACGGAAUGAUCUGCAGUGCUUAUCUUUUAGAUCGAAAAUGUUUGCGUUUAUUUCAUUUUUAUCGAGCGUGCGAAUUUCUGGAAUAGAGAAAGAGAUUAGAAUACAACAAAAUUUGGAUCUAUUAUCAAAAAUGAACACACGAAUCGUUUCUUAUUUUGGCUCGAAGAUCUCUCUAAUUUUUCCUUGUAUAAUUUCGAUUAAUGUACACAUAUAUACGUAUACAUAUACACACAUAUACUUACCAACUAUGUACGUCAAAUAUUAACUUGGAAAUAUGCGCAAAAUUAUUCAACUUCCUAACGACUAAGACUGAUGCUUUACGAGUUACUUCGAAUUGUUUAUUAAUUUACAACAUGUACAUUUGUAGUAUGUCGUGCGACGACCAUGGCUCGAUUGACGAAAUCAAUAAAAAAGAAGAAAUAGAGAGAAAGAGAGAAAGCGAACAAGAGUAGCGUCAAACGCUGAGUGCAAUUUAUCCAUCAGAGGGCGAAGAGCGUUCUUCUUAGUCGUUAAUUUAGAGUUCCUUGGCCAAGAAAAAGAACAAAAAAUUCGGUCUCGCAGAAUUUUCCGGCCGAAGAAAUUGUGGCCACCUCAGAUCGACCAAGCAAUGUGACUGGAUAUUAAAAUAUCGUUUAUAUAACUAAUGAAUACGUAGAAAAGACGAUCUUUGCGAAUCUCAAGUUUUUUCUUUUUUCUUUUUUUUUUUUUUCUUUUCCCUUUUUCAUUGCAUCGAGAAAAAAAGAUUCCUCCCAAGAGAAUUACUUAUUAUUUUAUUUUUCUUCAUUUCCAUACGUCUCUCGUCUCGCAGCUGUGAAAAAUCGCGAAAUAUUCUUUGAAUUUACGAAUAAAAAGGAAUAAUGAAAAAAGAAAAUACAAGAUAGAAAAACGUGUAUUUUUGGUGUUGUCAAAAUCGUGACAAUAUUUUAAUGUUGCAUGCACGUUUGAAAAAUUCAAUGGAAACGAUUUUCCAAUGCUUUAUUUCUUAAAUUUUUAUAAUCCCUUCGACUUUUCAAAAGGAAACAAACAGCCUUUAUCUCGUUCGUUCUCGAGCAGAUAUAUUUUUUUCUAAUUUUUAUUUCCACCGCGGGAGGACAGAAUUGUUUUCCUCGCGCAGUUUUAACUUUUCCGUAUUUACACAGAUAUGCGUUUUUUCCUCCGAGUCCGAACGAAAAGCUUUUCACUUGUUUAUUAUUUUUCGAGAGAUCGAAAAUCAUGUAAAUCACGAACGUUCCUUUUUCCUAUUUUUCUCUCUUUUUGUAACAGCAGAUAGUAUUAAAUCGUUCGAGAUUCAAAGACGAAUAAGAGGUGUUAAUUAAUCUACGCCCACGCGAAAUAAACCUUCACGGAUUAAUGUCGACCCGACUCUUACUGCCAGCUUUAUCAUUGUAAAACGGAUCCACUUACAUGCGUGUACCGCUAAAAGCUGUAAAACACAACCCGGUAUUCUCGUAAUUCAUACAUACAUAAAUGCAAUAAUUGUGUGCCCGAAUCGAAUGGAAUAAAAGAAAAUAAAAGAAAAGAUACAAAAAAAAAAAGGGGAAUAAAUAAACCAACAAAAUUGUUAGCUUUUAUGCUAAUAUAAUACGUUCAAGUA